This is a messenger RNA of Babjeviella inositovora NRRL Y-12698, 4340 nucleotides long. RefSeq names its product serine/threonine protein kinase (gene CDC15). NCBI's taxonomy places the organism in Eukaryota, Fungi, Ascomycota, Pichiomycetes, Serinales. Gene Ontology annotation, biological process: protein phosphorylation. Gene Ontology annotation, molecular function: protein kinase activity; ATP binding. The coding region runs from base 438 to 4190 and encodes 1250 amino acids. The transcript has a single exon. The record is from RefSeq and is a predicted model, not a curated record.
UAGUGGGUAAUAGAGAAGAUGAAGUGGGAUAUAUAGAUAGGAUCUGUCCCGAUCCAUGGUCAAGUGGCUGGCUGAGUGUUUCGACAAUCAGGGAUUUUUAAUCUCAAACGAACUCUUGUCAUAUGCAGAUGGGAACACUCUGCGAGGAUUUUUGCCCUGCACUGGAUCUUUAUUUUUUUGUAGCCAUUACAUGCUGCAACAGAAGUUACAAGGCUAAUUUUAUUCUCCCUUAUCUGUAAAUAUUCACUUCUGGCAAUACCUGCCGGCUUUGAUGUAUUUAAAAUCCAGCAUCCUGUAAUCCUAAAUCCAGGGUUGAUUCGUAUUCUCUGGUACUUCCUAUACGCGCCGCACAGCCACAACACGAAAAGUAAAUAAAGACCUGACACCAACCCCACACCGGUUUCUUCUUACAACCCAAAUGAAACCCUUGCCUCUACAUGUCUUCAAAACGCCGACCAAAACCCAAUCCCGAGGCUGUCGAGAUCUUGAGGCCGAUAGUCAGCCCUCAGAUCAAACUGGGACGGCCCCUUAGCAGAAAAAAUUCUCACAGCUCGACUGCGUUCAAGGGCAAUGGCUCCACCCGAUCGAGAUCUGUCAGUAUCACCGUGCCCGCCUCCCCAACCCUCCUCUCUACGCCGAAUCGACCGUCCCAGAUGGCGCUCAAGAGUAUCCACGGCUCGGCGCCGCUCACAGACGUGCAGAAGCGCAACCUCCUCUCCAAGUUCCAGGACGAGGCCGAGGACUUUUCGGAGUUAAACGAAGAUAUAAACUUGUCGUUUUCCAAGUUUUCCGAAACCUCUGGGAUUUCCCUCAUGGGGCCAGAAGACAGCGGAUCUCCCGUUCCGUCGCCGUUUGUGGACCGCGUCAAACAGUAUUUUGAGAGCACGCCGCCAAAUCCGCCCUCAACCACGCCCAAACGGGUAUCCAUGGGCACCGACUUGCCGGUUCUCCUGGAAAUGACUGAACUAUCGUUUAGCAAACAUACCCAUGCUCUGAGUACACACCCGCUAAACGAACACUUCAGCGAUGAGUCACCAUUCUUUUCGCCGAAGGAACCGUUGCGUAAUGGCCCGGGGAUACAAACUCCGAAAGCUGGAGUGAUACAAACACCGAGAAAUGACAGCGAAGGUGCAAGGAUCACCCCGAUAAGGCACCCAGACAGCCUGAGAACUCCCAGAAGAACCCUCCCCGAGAAUCUGAGAAUCACACCCAUAGGACACAUCUCUGGCGGACUGACUCCUAUGAUGUCUGACUCUCCACAAACUCCCAAGAGACGUUCUCUGCGGGUUUCUUCGAAACAAUUGAUCUCUGUCACUCCGGCACAGCGGGCGGAAAAGAAGCCAGGCCGGUUUCUCACGGAAAACUACGAGUUCCUUGAGCUUUUGGGUCGGGGAGCCUCGGCCCAGGUGUACCGUGGGCGCAACUUGCACACAGGUCGAAUCAUCGCCAUCAAACAACUCGUCCUAGCAGAUAACGAGGAUAACAUCACUCAGUUAAUGAGUGAAAUCAACUUGCUCAAGAUUUUGAACCACCGCAACAUUGUCAAAUACCACGGGUUUGUCAAGACCACGCUGACGCUCAACAUCUUCCUUGAGUACUGUCCCGAUGGCUCCUUGCGCCAGCUCUACCGCGCCAGAGGCUGUGGCCUCCCGGAGGCGCAGAUCGUGCCGUACAUUCACCAGAUUCUCUCCGGGCUCCGAUACUUGCACGAACAAGGGGUUGUCCAUCGUGACGUGAAGGCUGCAAAUGUGCUUCUUUCCAACGGAGGCUGCGACGUGAAGCUCGCGGAUUUUGGGGUUGCGGCCAGAGUUACGAAUAGAAAUCUCUCGGUGGUGGGGACCCCAAACUGGAUGGCCCCUGAGACAAUUCUAGGCGGCGAGGGAAUCUCCACCGCUUCGGAUAUCUGGUCAUUGGGGUCCACCAUCAUUGAGCUCCUCACAACAUACCCACCGUAUCACGAUUUGAACCCCAUGGCUGCGCUCCACGCCAUUGGCACUGACGCUCAUCCGCCCUUGCCUCCCAACAUCUCUCCCCAGUUGAGGGACUUUUUACUCGAGUGCUUCCAGAAGCAGCCUAGUAUUCGCAGUGGCGCCAGUAUGUUGUUGAAGCAUCAAUGGCUAAGCGGGUAUGGUCAUGAUACAGCAGGGCGCAGCCUUGACAAUGAUUUGAGAAAGGACUCUCCGUCAAAGCUCUCUCCGUCAAAGCUCUCUCUGUCAAAGCUCUCUCUGUCAAAGCUUUCCCCGUCAAAGCUCUCCCCGUCAAAAUUCUAUCCUCUCGAUGAUUCACCGCUGAGGGUUGGUAGACCGCUCUCCUUGGAUCGCUACCGAGAAGCUGACGAAUCAUUUGACGACAUGGAAGAAGACAACCUUGCUAGCCACUCGGGAAUAUUGGAGUUGAGAAACCCUAAACCUCUCAGUGAGUUCCGUGAAGGCUCAGACGAUUUUUUCUCCGAGUUUGAUAAUGUCACCUUUAGAUUAAAGGCCCCUGCACCACUGGAAGAAACGGUCGAGGAAGACCCGUUUUUGGAGUUGGACAUGGAGGAAGCGGUGGAUAACGAAGAUGUGCGCUCGCAGAACGAGAUGACCGCGCUCAUUGUCGAUUUAGCGGCAAAAUCUGACCAUUUCCAUCGCCGCGGUGAUUCCCAAGUGGUUAUGGAGAUUGGCCUUCUUCUUGACGAAAUCCUUCGUUUGCUCGCAGCCCAUCCACUGACGAGCAAGACUAUGAACCGCAACCACGGCGUGCUACCGAUCAUGGAGUUGUUGGAUCUGGCCCCGAUGCUUCCUGACUUGCCGCUCUGGUUGCCGUGUUUGCGGAUCUUGAACUCGCUCUUCCGGUCCAACACCACCGCCUUGGACCGGUUCUGUCUGGUUGGCGGGAUUCCGGUCUUUACCCACUUUGCAAAGUUAAAGUUUCCCACAGAAACCCGCUUGCAGGUGAUUGUGUUUGUACGGGCCAUGUUGGACGGCUCUGACGCCGCGCUCGCGAUGUUUGUCUCCUGUGGCGGCGUGCACCUUAUCUCGCGGUUUAUAGAGGAGGACAUAGAGACCGAACCGGCGUUCGCCUUGUUGAGCAUCGACUUUAUCCACGGCUUGUUGUCCCGCCCUUCGGUUACCCCCAAGUCGGACUUUUGUCGCAUCAUCUCUCGCUUCGGCACGGUGGACUGGUUGGGGGUGUUGUUAAACCAAUGCAAUGGAACGGACAAGACCGAGUACGUGGCAAAGAUUCUCGGAAUCCUCCAGAUCUUUGGGCAUUCGGAGAUGACUGUGCGGAAAAACAUCUCUACCGUCACCUUGUUCAAAUCGAUGACCAGGGUAUAUAACGAGUUGCCCUUUGACAACCAGUUGGUGGUUUUGAAGUUUUUCAAGGCAAUAUCUUCGAGCAAGCCCGUGUGUGACGUGAUGUACUCGUGCAAAAUACUAGGGCUCAUGGUCGGACUCUUGAAGGAGUAUACGCCUGGAGUCCCUGGCUACAAGGAGGUGACCAACAUUGUCUGCCCGAUUCUCUACAAUAUGUGUUAUUUGAACCAUUCUCGUGAGAGCGAGAUUGUCGACAUGGGGAUCAUCCCGAUCCUCCAACACCUUUCCGUUAUCAACCUUCCGUUCAAGCAGUUUGUAUUGUCUCUUUUGUGCGAGUUGGUCCACUGUGGUUCGCUGGUCAGAGCUGCGUUGUGGAAACAUCAGGUGUUGACGUCGUAUUUACGCUUGUUAAGCGAUCCCUACUGGCAGUCGAACGCGUUGGAUACAAUCACCCAGUGGUUGAUCCAGGAUCCGGGAUUGGUCGAACGUGCGAUCAUUGCUAACAUCGAUACGAUCAGCAACGCCUUCUCUAUGCCCAAUCCCUCUAACCUUGACAGCAUUUUGGAGAAUUUCUUGAUUUUGGUGCAAAACCCACGUCUCUGUUCUGCGUUAUUCGAUCGCCGCUUGAUCGAUACGAUUCUCCGCAAGUUGAAUUCCGUCUCGCAGACACGAUCGGUUGUCCAUUUGUGCUUGUUGCGAAUUUUAAAGGUGCUCCUCGCCACUCCGGACAGACAUAGAGGUGGCCAGUGGGGUGUUGUUUGCCAGAAGGUGCAGGAAUCGCUUGGGAAGCUGAACGGCAAUACGUCACUUUUGGUUUUGGAGCUCACCAGGGAGAUUCUUGAGCUUGUUGGGGGCGCAAUACCUGUUGACGAGUUUGAGAAGCUAGGGAUUUAGAGCAUUAACUAAAAGUUAUGAAUGCCGCAAAAAUAUAUCUAAUAAUGUAGGAACCAGGUGUGACAAACGUAAUUUAGAGGUGCUAUUGGUGAGAGAUCUCUACCAUUUAGGUGAAAUAGAGCUUGUAUACGACUUUUAUGAGUCAUUUUU